Messenger RNA from Temnothorax curvispinosus, 4648 nucleotides. RefSeq names its product glutamate receptor ionotropic, kainate 2-like. NCBI's taxonomy places the organism in Eukaryota, Metazoa, Arthropoda, Insecta, Hymenoptera, Formicidae. The transcript has 19 exons. Gene Ontology annotation, biological process: monoatomic ion transport. The coding region runs from base 356 to 3232 and encodes 958 amino acids. The record is from RefSeq and is a predicted model, not a curated record. Gene Ontology annotation, molecular function: glutamate-gated receptor activity. Gene Ontology annotation, cellular component: postsynaptic membrane; plasma membrane.
CCUCUGUCACGAUAGGAUGUGUAUGUUUACGUUACCGCGAUGAUAACGGCCCGCAUAUCACGUAUGAAGGUUAUGCACGUCGCGAGGACAACACACAUUCUUACGCGCUGGUAUUCUUAAAAGGCCAACGCUCUCCGCAUGUCUCCGCGCCCCCCUUCCGAGACAUCGUCGCAACGAUACUCCGAGGGUUCCAUGAAGUUUCGCCGCACCGCCUGACGUAUGCGACAGCUGCGAUGAAAAACGCGGUAAAUGUGUACCUUGGAACGUCGAGUCCUAUUCGCCACAUAAUUUGUGCGGUAGUAUUUGUGUGAGGGGCCACCGAGAGGCCGCGGCCGGAGGGCUUCCGAGAUGAGCUAUGAAUCUGGGCUGUCUGGUAGCCUCUAUCUUUGUUCUUCAGCUGCCAUCGAUGCUCGACGCGCUACCUUCGGUCGUCAAAAUUGGUGCUAUAUUCACUCAUGACCAAAAGGAUAGCAGCACGGAGCUGGCCUUCAAGUACGCCGUUUACAAGAUCAACAAGGACAAAAUUAUACUGCCGAAGACCACGUUGGAGUACGACAUCCAGUACGUGUCGAAAGAUGAUUCCUUCCACGCAUCGAAGAAGGCGUGCCAGCAGGUCAAGCACGGCGUUCAAGCAGUUUUCGGACCCUCGGACCCGAUCCUGGGACAGCACAUUCACAGUAUUUGCGACGCCCUCGAUAUUCCACAUCUCGAGGCCAGGCUGGACCUGGAGACGGAAGCGAAAGAGUUCAGCAUUAAUCUCUAUCCCGCACAAAGUCUGCUCAACGCCGCUUAUCAGGACAUUAUGGAGUUCCUCAAUUGGACCAAGGUGGUGAUCAUCUACGAAGACGAUCGUGGAUUGGUGAAGCUUCGGGAGCUAGUGAAGUCACCGAAAAUCCGUGAUAUCGAAGUCAGCCUCCGGCAAGCAGACCGCGACUCGUACAGGCAGGUCCUCUCCGAAAUAAAGAGCAAGGAAAUUCGAAAUAUCAUCGUGGACACAAAACCCGAGCACAUGCAUCAUUUUCUACGAAUGAUCUUGCAGCUGCAGAUGAAUGAUUACAAGUACCACUACCUCUUCACGACUUUCGAUAUCGAAACCUUCGACCUCGAGGACUUCAAGUACAAUUUUGUCAAUAUCACUGCCUUUCGUUUGGUCGACGCGGAUGACGUCGGCGUACGUAGUAUCCUGAGGGACAUGGAACGCUAUCAGCCGUCGGGCAACACAAUCCUCAAUAAAUCGAGGAUCAUCCAGGCCGAACCAGCGUUAAUGUACGACAGUGUACAGGUGUUCGCGGUGGGAUUACGUACCCUGGAGCAAUCCCAUGCUUUAAGGCCCGCCAAUAUUUCCUGCGAGCUCGAGCACCCCUGGGACGGCGGUUUGUCUCUCACCAACUAUAUCAACUCGGUCGAGAUGAAAGGAAUCUCCGGACCUAUUGAAUUUAAAGAAGGCCGCAGAAUUCAGUUUAAAUUGGAUCUGCUGAAACUGAAACAGCACUCGCUCGUCAAGGUCGGCGAAUGGCGUCCCGGCGCCGGCGUCAACGUCACAGACACCGCAGCCUUUUUCGAGCCCAGCAUUGGGAAUGUAACUCUGAUUGUGAUCACUAUACUGGAGACGCCGUACGUGAUGAUGCGCCACGAAAAGAACUACACCGGGAACUCGCGAUUUUAUGGUUUUUGCGUGGACCUUCUGGCGGCGGUGGCGAGGGAGGUCGGCUUCUCGUACCGGCUGGAGCUGGUGCCGGACAGGAAAUACGGCGCGCGGGACCCGGAGACCGGCGAGUGGAACGGCAUCGUCCGAGAGCUCAUGCGACAUAAAGCUGAUCUCGCUGUCGGCUCGAUGACAAUCAACUACGCGCGCGAGAGCGUCAUCGACUUCACGAAGCCGUUCAUGAAUCUGGGCAUCUCGAUUCUCUUCAAGGUACCAACCAAACACCAGGCGCAGCUUUUUUCUUUCAUGAACCCAUUAGCGAUCGAAAUCUGGCUGUACGUUCUGGCAGCGUACGUUUUGGUGUCGGUGACGAUGUUUGUCGUGUCGCGAUUUAGCCCCUACGAAUGGAAUAAUCCUCAUCCGUGUCACCCCGGGCCGGAAAUCGUCGAGAAUCAGUUCUCCUUAUCGAACAGCUUCUGGUUCACCAUUGGAACCCUCAUGCAACAGGGCAGCGAUCUAAACCCCAAGGCUACGAGCACGCGUAUUGUGGGUGGCAUAUGGUGGUUCUUCACCCUGAUCAUCAUCUCGUCGUAUACCGCGAAUCUAGCGGCUUUCCUUACGGUGGAAAGAAUGAUCACGCCGAUAGAGCACGCCGAAGAUCUCGCCAGUCAGACGGACAUCGCGUACGGAACUCUCGAUAGCGGAAGCACGAUGACUUUUUUCAGGGAUUCAAUGAUCGAGACGUACAAAAAGAUGUGGAGAUUCAUGGAGAACAAGAAGCCGUCGGUAUUCGUUUCAACAUAUGAAGAGGGUAUCCAGCGAGUUCUUCAAGGCGAUUACGCCUUUCUGAUGGAGUCGACCAUGAUCGAUUACAUUGUCCAGAGGGACUGCAAUCUCACGCAAAUUGGUGGUCUGUUGGACAACAAGGGAUAUGGAAUCGCUACGCCCAUGGGCUCGCCCUGGCGGGACAAGAUAUCUCUAGCAAUUCUGGAAUUGCAAGAGAAAGGCGAAAUACAGAUUCUGUAUGACAAAUGGUGGAAGAGUCCCGGGGAUACUUGCAUGAGGACAGAAAAGGGAAAGGAGAACAAAGCCAACGCUCUAGGCGUCGACAACAUAGGAGGAGUUUUCGUGGUCUUACUGUGCGGCUUGGCAUUUGCCGUGCUUAUAGCGAUUUUCGAAUUCUGCUACAAUUCCAGGAGGAACGCACCGGCAGAACGGCAAAGGCCUCCGGUCCCUCCGACGCCUACCUCCGGCUCUCUUCAGGGAAUUUCUCAGACUGUGCAACAGCAGCAGCAACAACAAUGCCAGCAGCAACAUCAGCAGCAACCGAAUCAACAAGAGUCGCUCUGCUCGGAAAUGGCACGCGAGCUCUGCCGCGCUUUACGCUGCCGCGCGUCGUCCCGACGACGGCGUACCUGCGACAAAUGUUCUACGCACGUGAUCGGCUACCCGCCGGACAAUCCCACUGCCACUCCCGUAAACGGGAUGAGGUCCCAGAGAAGCAGCCUGGCCGUACCCGUAGUCGAACUGCCUCCACACAUCCACAUGCAUCAUCACGCACCGCCGCACGACUAUGACGGCAAUUAGAAUUAUUAGCAAGACCAAUACCGUUGGAAACAUUGUAAUCGUAAUCAGGAACAAGUACAAAGCGUCUCGCAUCUCGCGAAAAGCAAUUGCGAUCGAUUUGUUGAUUUCCGUCGAUAGUGUCGGAGUUCACCCAAUAGACAUGUUUGCACAAUAUUGACAAAAUAUUCAUCGUUGGCGCGAUUACGAAGAAAGAUCUUAAACGUAAGUCUGUAAAGCAACGUGUGCGCCGCUUUUCCGCACAUUUGAUAAAUCCGUCGAGAGAUCGACGCUAUAUACCGAACUUAAUUGAUAAAACGGUAUAACGGUGGUUCUAAAGUGGUUUUUCUCGUAGCCGCGAGUUUUGUACGAUUAAUCAAUCCGCGGGACAGUGUAAUCGUUCUGAGGCAAAGCGUUCGCCGCUUUAUUCACCACUUUAGAAAGUAUUCAAAUACGUUGAGGUAACGUGAUUUAAUACUAUCAGGAUACCGGAGAAAAAUCUUAAAUUAAAAAGUUACGACCAGCUCGCAUGCAUAUUAAUUCUUGGAAGCCUCACGGAAGGAAAUUUUCUUCGAUAUGAUGCGAGCAAGAUCGACGUUAUCAAAGUCGACGAGUUAAGUACCUAAAAAAAGUCGAUGCUAUUUCACAGCGACAUUCACGAUUUCAACGCAACAAAUGAAUGCUUUACGCAAAUGGACCGUAAAUUUUUUAUCCCUAAAAUUAUAUUUUUAUUGAAAAGUUAUUAUACCGAGAUCUUGCACAAGCAUAUAAGUGCAAUUUAUAUGAUAUGCAAAAUGAAGAGGAAUAUUUUUUUUCAUAUUCCUCUUCUACUUUGCUCUUCUCGAAAUAAGUAAAACUUAUCCGGUAAAAUAGCUCUGAGAUCUUUUAUUUUUAGCCGAUAGGAUUUCUUUCCAUGCCGAGUCUUCAAUUGUCGCGAAGCCAUCAUUGCGAAACAGAAGUCCAUGGCAUCCUUACGUCCCAAUUUUAAUUUAAUCGACAUCAGUUCGAUCGAGAGAGUAAUAUGCAGAUGGUGAAUCUAACUACAGACGAUGAACAACCCUUCCGUCCUACGCCCGUAGAACCAAACCAUCCAGGUAUAUCUACGAUGGCGAUCACCGAUAUCUCUUCCAGCAUGUUCACGCUACUCUCGCACGAAAUCUAACGUUCGAUCCAUGCACAGAACAAUGUUUAGACACGCUCUGUAAAUGCGUUCUCUUUUUACAAGAGGCUGUCUAUGGUGUAAUUAUACACGCAAAGUAUUCUGUAAAUAUUGCCGCGAAGAAAGCAGUAGUGAGAUUCGUAAUGGGACUAUUUUAUGCAAAAUGUGGCUGAGAGUGAGUAACCGUUAGUGCUAAUCGAGUACAACUUUAGACGUUUGGUGUCAUGUAACGUGUGCUGUAAUAUGCUGAUAGCCGGCGAAUAAAUGUACGAUGAGAGGAC